AUGAGACCUGUUACAGUUGGAAUUGUGUCGAUCGGAGACAUGGGCCUAGGCAUGGCCAAACUCCUAAAAGCCCACGACUACCGAGUCGUCACGGUCGCGGAAGGAAGAAGGUACGACGCCAGAGAGGGAAACCACAGCCGAGCACUAACGGCCGCCAGUGAACACACAGUGGCGCGAAUCCAUUCAGCAGGGAUCGAGAUUCUUCCUUCAGACCAAGCGCUAGUAAUCCAAGCUGACUACGUACUUUCGAUCGUACCUCCCCGGAACGCAGUGGCGACCGCCCAACGAAUAGCAGAUGCAUACGCACAGCCGUCGACCGGCAGUCUCCGAGAGGCGCUGGAAGACUUGGAAAGCAAGCCGAAGCGGUCCAAGCUAUACUACCUUGAACUCAACGCGGUACCCGCACGACUGGCGUCGGAGAUGGCGGCGCUAUUCCACGAACCAACCACAACGACGGAUUCAGGCCGAGGGUGCCACUUCCUCGAUGGCGGAAUCAUUGGCGGGCCGCCAUCACAAAGCACGCAAGACGGGAGCACCUGGAAGAAACCUAGCGUGGUGUUGUCGGGGGUGGUGGAUCUGGCCCCUGCUUUUGCGACGCUGGCGGACGUCCUGAAUAUCAAACUUGUCUCGCCUCGGAUUGGCGCCGCGUCCACACUCAAACUAUCCUUCGCUGCAUUGACAAAAGGUCUCACCGCACUGUCUAUUCUGUCUUUCUCCACUGCGCAGAAGGAGUCGAUGUUGCCGGAGUUGUUGACAUUGCUGGAGGAACAUUCCCCACGUACUGCUGCGCUCGCGACGAAUGGAGUGAUUGGUAUGAGCCCCAAGGCAUACCGGUGGGAGGAUGAGAUGCGUGGGAUCGGGGAGACGUUUGAUGCCGAGGGUGGGUGGAAUGGGGUCGGAGCCGGUGUUUAUGGAGGAUUUGCUGAGAUCUAUCGGACCAUUGCGGAAGAUACCGUCUUAGGCGAGGAGAGAGUGGAGCAUCGAGUGCGAGGUAUGACGGUUGAGGAUACCGCUCAGAUCAUUGCUGAAAGGCGUCAACAGUAA
Molecule: messenger RNA, 1044 nt
Organism: Penicillium concentricum
Lineage: Eukaryota; Fungi; Ascomycota; Eurotiomycetes; Eurotiales; Aspergillaceae
Product: DUF1932 domain-containing protein
Exons: 1
Coding region: 1-1044 (347 amino acids)
Molecular function (GO): oxidoreductase activity
Source: RefSeq, a predicted model, not a curated record